CUGACUAUAAAAAGCGCUGACAAACACUGACAGAUAAGCGUAUCAACUGAACAGAAAGGUAUACAAGGUAUUGACUUUAAAUUGAUAACGUCAUCUGAGCUUGAAAAUGGCAUCCAAUUUCAUCCUGUUUAUCCUGCUGUUUGGAGUCGCUUUGGUGUGUCAGUGCAGCAAGAUUUCCACUGAAGAUUCGUUGUCCCUUAUGGAUCUGCUGAGUAAGUUUUGCGUCCCAAAAAUUUUUUUUUUCACCUCGAGAGUCAUACAGAUGUAAUUUUCAUUAACGAGUAGUGAACACCUCGAUUUUAUUUCAGCUGAAACAUCAGGUAAGGCGGUAAGCAGCGUUCCCAAAGUUUUUCUCUUAGACAAGUCAAGGGAAUUAAGCCCUAACAAUCGAACCCAUUUGUGGAUGAGUGACUUACGAAACUCUCCGUUUAUUGAACUAAAUUCUCACAUGCCCUUGCACAAACCAGAUUUUCAGAACUGAGAAAAACAAAUGUUUUCCAGUCUUCAACUUCCAGACAAUGAAACUAAAACAGCUCACUGAAGAGAGGUAAUCGACUGCGAUAGGAGAAAAGUGGAAGAUACACUUCAAAGAUAACUCAGUAAGAGAAUAAUACAAUCUCGCUGAUUUUUUUGCCUCAUUUGAUGACCAGAAACGUUGGCAGCUUUAUGCUAAAAAUUCUGACAUUGGGAUAUAUCAGCACUUAAAAAUGACAAUUACCGACAGGGCCCUAGAAUCUUCUCAACGACGAAAAGCUUCACAUAAAGCCAGCAAGUUUGGUCUCAUUUCCCUUGCUUAACUCGCAUCUCUUUAAGAAUUGAAAAAGAGUAAACUCAAACUACUUGAUUUCUUACCUGGCUGCAACUUGAAAUCACGAUACACUUUUUUUUUUCGAAUUUAUUUUCCUCAGGUGCUGAAUUGGACGACGAUACCUCUGAGGAUAUCACAACUCGCAAUUUCAUGGGUAGUAAACUUAACAUCAAAUAAUGAUUGAACAUUUAUUUAUCGUCAAGAUUAUUUGAUUUUCGUCUCGCUUUCUCUCAUCCCCACCUGCAGCUGUAUGCUGGUAAUGUUGAAUUUGGAGAAGGUCAGCCGGCAUGAAAAGUAUUCCAAAAAUCUCAUUUAUCCUUCGCUUAACGUUGCAGGCGGCUGCUAAGGCUCAUAAUGGUCAACCGACAGGAAUAUUUUAGAUAUCUUCAUUCACAAUGAUUUUCGUGCUUACGGUACUUUCCUUGAAUAAGCACUCGGGCGCUUAUUAUUCUCCUGUACUGAUUUCGCUGUAGUUGAAGCUCAAAAUGUAUGGAUAAAGUGGC
Messenger RNA from Pocillopora meandrina, 1311 nucleotides. The record is from the annotation of a GenBank genome assembly. Lineage: Eukaryota; Metazoa; Cnidaria; Anthozoa; Scleractinia; Pocilloporidae.